GGUAUAUAAACGGAGCGCAGGUCAGGGCCAUGGACAAUCUGCUGUUGGUCACUGCUUGGCGGACAACAAAGCGACAACUAGCGUUUACAAUCAGCAACUUCUUGAGUUAGAAAGGCUGUAUAUCGUUUCUCCCUCUGUCAGAUCGAAUACCAAAAACCAGCGGCGAUGAACAGCCAUUGUAACGGGACCGGGAAGCAGCUGGUGACAGAUUUCUACUAUAAUAACGGUUUCAGUGAGUUGAGCCUCGAGACCAAGAAGACCACCGUACAGCAGCGGAAACAGCAUGAGAUGUCCGGUAAAGAUGCUGAGGAUGAGUCCCGGUUACCGGCACUUGAAGCAGCGUACAGCAGCAUCUUGCGGGGUCUCGGGGAGGACACGGACCGGCAGGGGCUCCUGAGGACGCCUCUAAGAGCGGCCAAGGCAAUGCAGUUCCUUACCAAGGGAUACCACGAGGACGUGUACGACAUCCUGAAUGAUGCCAUAUUUGACGAGGACCAUGACGAGAUAGUGAUAGUAAAAGACAUUGAAAUGUUCUCUCUUUGUGAACACCACCUUGUACCCUUUUUUGGCAGGGUACAUAUCGGAUACCUGCCAAAUAAGAAGGUGGUCGGGCUUAGCAAACUGGCUAGGAUUGUUGAGAUGUACAGUCGGAGGCUCCAAGUCCAGGAGCGUCUGACCAAGCAGAUUGCCAUGGCGAUAUCAGAAGCUCUACAGCCAGCUGGUGUGGCUGUGGUUAUAGAGGCAGCGCAUAUGUGUAUGGUGAUGCGUGGGGUUCAGAAGAUGAACAGUCGAACUGUGACCAGCUGCAUGUUGGGGGUGUUCAGAGAAGAUCCAAAGACUCGAGAAGAGUUCCUACGACUCACCAAGACUGCUUAGCAACCAUCUCUGACCCCUGACCUCUAGCCCCUGCCCUGACCCUGUAAAGCACAUGUUCUAGGGUAGAGUUCCUAAGACUACUCCACACACCUCACAGAAGCCUUAUAUACACAAAAGGCAAUGCAGGCUAUAAUUAUGAGGCUAUAAUUAUGGUGCAUUCAGCUAACCUCAGCUAGAAAACCUGACAGUCUUAAAACAUGAUCUCUACUGUAUAGAAAGGUAUAUAUAUAUACACUAGUUACAAGCACUAGAUAUGACUAGUUAAGACUGAGAUUUAUUGUGAUACUGUGAGCAGGAAAGUGCCCUACCUCUUACCUUUUUUAAUGCAACUCAUGAACCAGGUUUCCACUCAACAUUUUUAUGUGAGUAAAGUACAUGUCGGAUAAAAAAUGUCACAACAGACCUGAUGGAAAUAGCAAAUUUGUCGGUAAACUUUCCAAAUGUCGACAAAACAAAAUACGCUAGACAAGGUGGGGUCUUUUUGUGGCUGUAAAAAUAGUUAUGUGAGGAGUUGCGGUGGGAAAUGCCUUUAUGUGCAAAUAUUGAUAGAAUAACCAUAUUAUCUAAAGUACAUUUGGAGACACGCAAUAUGUUGUGUGGUACUCCCACUACGUCUCAGGAAAUCAUGCAGUUUAUUAGGCUAUAGAUAAAAUAAGUAAUGGAAUUCACUCCUUUAUAUUAAAUAUCAAGUCUUAUUCUUGUGAUAUGACCAGAGUGGGCACAUACCGGAUAUAAUCUAGCAGUUUUGUGACAAGCAUCAGUAGAGUUGAAAAUGCAAUGUAAACCCAUUUAACUUGUAUUUUUUUUACUUGUAUAUUUAACCGCAAGUUAUUUUUAUGUGCACUACGUCAUCAUGCACAGCCUUUUAUCCGCAGCAAGUACAUUUGAUGGAAAUACAUCUCUGGUGGGAAAAUGUGCAUAUUGUUUAUAUGCAGAUUUUUGAAUAUUCACAUGAAAAUCUGUCACACCGAUUGGGUGGAACCUAGUUACUGUCAUCAAGUUGCACUUUUUUAGGACCUCUUAUUUUACCUACAGAAUGUAGAAACAAGCCGUUUUCACAUAUGUAGACACUGGUAUGGUGCUGGAGAUUUGUAUUUUUUUAUUUACUUAACCUUUCUUUUGACAGGCAGUCAAUGUUAAGACAGAGGUUUCUUUUCCAGAUGAGCCCUGUGUAGCACAACAAUACACAUUAAACUACAAAACAAUUAAAUACAUGUUAUUAUACACAAAAAGAAAAACACAAUCAUAAAAAAACAGACAUUCUAUAGUAAAAUGGUUCCGGAACAACCAUCUGAAAUGCUCUAGAGGUAUCAAUUCCUCCAAGUUUGAAGUGAAUUGUAUGUAGAUCAUUCCACAUUUAAGGUGCAAGGAAAUUAAAGGCUGAUUUACCUAACUCUAAAAGCCAAAAGAAUCUCCAGAGUUAACCAACCCUGUGAAUGGGUUUGAUAACCUUUCAUUUAUAAACAUAAUGACUGAGGUUGAAAAGGGACAAUCUGCACUCACAACAUACAUUUUUGGACUUGUAAAAUUAAUUAUUUUUACCCCUUGAUUCUUGAGAAAUAUAACUUAUAUGCCUAAUGAGCUUAGUUCAACUGUUACACCCAAUCAGAACCCAACAUAUAUGCUUGUUUUACUUGAAUGUUUGUAAAUAUAAACAAACACUGUAUAGUCUCAAAACAACCUCUUCAGGAUCUGCCCCUUUUUUUCAAUUUUCACCUUAAAUGACAUAACCAAAUCUACCUGCCUGUAGCUCAGGCCCUGAAGCAAGGAAAUGCAUAUUCCUGGUACCAUUUGAAAGGAAACACUUUGAAGUUUGUGGAAAUGUGAAAAGAAUGUAGGACAAUAACACAUUAGAUCUAGUAAAAGAACAUGCAAGAGAAAGGCCAUAGUGUAUUAUUCCAGCACAGGUGCAAUUUAGAUUUUCUUUCCCACUAGAUGGCAGCAGUGUAUGUGCAAAGUUUUAGACUGAUCCAAUGAACCAUUGUAUUUCUGUUCAAACUUUUGUGUCAAGAUUGUCCAAAUGUGCCUAAUUUGUUUAUUAAUAACUUUUCAUGUUCAAAACUGUGCACUCUCAAACAAUAGCAUGGUAUUAUUUCACUGUAAUAGCUACUGUAAAUUGGACAGUACAGUUAGAUUAACAAGAAUUUAAGAUUUUUGCCAAUAUCAGAUAUGUCUAUGUCCUGUGAAAUGUUCUGGUUACUGACAACCCCAUGCUAAUCGCAAUAGCCUAUGUUAGCUCAACCGUCCCGCAGGGGACCCACCAAUCCUGAAGAUUUAUUUUAAAACUAUAAUUGUGAUAUCGUGGAUGGUCAGUCCUUGCAUACAUAGCUCGGUCUAUACAUUUUUAGAGCGGUUUGAUUUAUCCAGCCCCAUCCCUCAUCUUUUUACCGAAAGUUAUUUUUCCAACAGCAGAUUAGCCUGUUAAGACUCCGUGUUUCAUCUGUAUGUAAAAUAAAGGAAAAUAUCUGUAACCAACAUUUGAAAAAAAGUGUAUUUCAGCACUGGUCAGCAAAAGCAUCUCUACAGUUUAUAAGCCAGCACGUGUUCUAGAUCUAUAUUUCCUAGUAUGUGUCUUACUCUGUCUAUGUUGCCAUUUGUUUUCAUGAAUCAUCAUUAUGUUGUGUGUUCUCUCAAUUAAACUAGAUCACCACAAUA
Messenger RNA from Oncorhynchus masou masou (cherry salmon), 3531 nucleotides. RefSeq names its product GTP cyclohydrolase 2 (gene gch2). The transcript has 6 exons. Bases 166 to 876 code for a protein of 236 amino acids. NCBI's taxonomy places the organism in Eukaryota, Metazoa, Chordata, Actinopteri, Salmoniformes, Salmonidae. Gene Ontology annotation, biological process: tetrahydrobiopterin biosynthetic process; tetrahydrofolate biosynthetic process. Gene Ontology annotation, cellular component: cytoplasm. The record is from RefSeq and is a predicted model, not a curated record. Gene Ontology annotation, molecular function: zinc ion binding; GTP binding; GTP cyclohydrolase I activity.